GGAUGAGGUGGUGGCUGGUGGUGGCCAGUCUGUGGCUGCUGGUGGUCCUGAACGUCCUGAACGUCCAGGCCGGGGAUCGAAGCCGCAACCAGGACGUUGGGAAUCGACGAGGGAAGAGGAAGAGGGACGGACACGGUCUCGGUAGAACCAGAGCGGGGCACUCUAGACCUCUGAAGAUCAGACUGGUUCCUGGUCUCGGCAAUCCCAGUGGAACCAGCUGAGAACCGAGGAAAUGGUUCUGUUUCUACAACCCUUAAAGAAGCUUGAUGAACAGCAUGCCAGAUACAACGUCAUCCCAGGUAAGCAGGGCCAGUGCUCCUACCAGGGUCUGACCAUGUUCGAUCAGGCCGUCUGGUCUCCGAAGCCCUGUGUCACCUGUCUGUGCAGCGCCGGUCAGGUGGUCUGUGACGAGCUCACCUGUCCACCUGUCCACUGCCUGUUUCCCUUCACCCCGACCGGCAGCUGCUGCCCCGUCUGCUCGGAUCCAGACCCCGACCUCAGCCUUGACCUUUCUGGUGACUCCCCAGUACCCAGCGACCCGGUGACGCCUCUGACCCACGAGGAGAUCCAGCGGAUCCUCUGGAGACAGGAGGAGGAGGAGCACCACGAGGAGGAGGAGCGUCUGAGGAGGAAGGAAGAGGCGAGGAAGAAGAGGAGGAAGCAGAGGAAGGAACACGAGGAGAAGCAGAGGAAGAUGGUGGAGGCGAGACGGCGGCAGGAGGAGGAGGCCCUGAGGCUGCAGGUGGAGAAAGAGGAGGAGGAGUGGAGGAGGAAAAUGGAGGAGGAGGAGAGAAAGAGGAGGGAGGAGGAGGAGGACAGGAGGAAGAAGGAGGCGGCGGAGAGGGAGGCGAGGGAGAUGGAGAGGAAGCUGGAGGAGGAGAGGAGGAGGCAGGAGGAGCUGCUGAGGGAGGAGCUGCUGAAUAUGGAGGAGGAGGAGGAGGUUUGGCUGAGAGGAGACGUUUUCCAGAUGCUCCCAAAGGAACCAGAAGAUCUCCAGCCUGCUCCCCUACCAAAACCUCCGGCUGCAACCGAGCUGGAGGAGGAGCAUGAAGUGGAGAAGGAGCAUGAAGUGGAGCAUGAAGAGGAGAACGAGCAUGAAGUGGAGAAGGAACAUGAAGUGGAGAACGAGCAUGAAGUGGAGAAGGAGCAUGAAGUGGAACAUGAAGUGGAGAACGAGCAUGAAGUGGAGAACGAGCAUGAAGUGGAACAUGAAGUGGAGAACGAGCAUGAAGUGGAGAAGGAACACGAAGUGGAACAUGAAGAGGAGAACGAGCAUGAAAUGGAGAGGGAGCAUGAAGAGGAGGCGAACAAAGGAGGCCUCCCUCCAGGCUGCGAUAUCUCCGACGUUACUGUAACUUGUGAAAAUGCCAAACUGACCUACUUCCCUCCUCUGACCAUCCCUGAGCUCAAAUCUCUCAGUUUGGAGGGAAACAGCAUCAGCAGCAUCCCAGCCGAGGCCUUCAAUGGCAUUCCCAACCUGGAGUGGAUCAACCUGAAGAAGAACAAACUCACUUCCGCCGGCAUCAACGCUAAAGCCUUCAAAGGUCUGAAGAUGCUCAACCGUCUGUACUUGGAUGGAAACCUUCUAGAGGUUGUCCCUCCAGACCUUCCUCCAACCCUGCAGGAGCUGAAGAUCAACGAAAACCAACUGAAAGAAAUCGACGAUAACAGCUUCCGAGAUCUGAGCAGCCUGGUGAUCCUGGAGCUGGAAGGAAAUCUGCUGAGCGAAGGGAACACUGAUCCUCUGGCCUUCAGUCCGCUCAUCCAGCUCUCCUACCUCAGGCUGGGAAGAAACCACUUCCGGACGGUACCACAGGGUCUCCCCAGGUCACUGCUGGAGCUGCACCUGGAGAACAACCUGAUUGAGGAAAUCUCAGAGACAGUUUUCAAUCAAACCAUCAACCUGAAUCUAGUUUCUCUGAGACACAACAAGCUGGACGAGUCCAGAAUCGCCCCGUUGGCCUGGAUCAACCACCGACAUCUGGAGUCCAUCGACCUUUCACAUAAUGAGCUUUACCUGGUUCCAUCCUACCUGCCCAGAUCUCUGGUCCACCUGGUGCUGGUGGGGAACAACAUAGAGAGAAUACCUGGUUAUGUCUUUGCCCACAUGGAUCCUGGUUUGGAGUAUCUCUAUCUGUCCUACAACAAGUUGGACGGGGAGGGAAUCGAACCAGAGUCCUUCUUCGGCUCGUAUGACUCAAUGGUGGAACUUUGUCUGGACAACAACCAGCUGCUGUCGGUGCCAUCGGGCAUCAACGCCAUGACCAACCUACACUUCCUCAGACUCAACAACAACAAGAUCAGGAGUAUCCCCGAUGAAAGCAUCUGCGACCCGAACCACAACGGAGACGCCACACUGGUGGCUUUAAGGCUGGAGAACAACUACAUUGACCCCCAGAAGGUCUCGCCGACAGCCUUUUCCUGCGUCCGAGCCUCGUCCAGUGUCGUCCUAAAACCUCAGAAAAGUGACCGAAGCCUACGCAAGACCAAAAACUGAGAGACACUUGCUUUAAUGGGGUUAAGGUUUUGGGCUGUAAUCUGCCAACAGAAGUCAGAAUGAAAGUUCUGCUCACUGCCUUCCACUGAUGUAUCUGUACAUUCCAUGAAAAAGCAGGACCUCCUCAGAAUCAGCUAAUUCUUCAUCUGCAAUAACUUUAGUAUGCUAAAUGAAGCCAUGCAAAGUUUUAUCUUCAUACCAUGAAUAUUUUCAGGGUUACAGACCCUUGAAUUACAUAGAAAUGGGUCCAUAUUUCACUUGAAUUCUAAAGGUUUUUAUGUCUUCAGUGAAUAGAAUGUAAAAUAUGACAUUUUGUGAGAGUUUAAGAAUGCCUUAUUAGAAAAGCUGUUUCCCCACAGAAUAAAUCGUGUCUAUUAGCUGAUCUUUUUAUCUUGUGUGUAAAAAAAUUAUCCUGUCAUCAUCCCCAACUUGUUCUGACCGACCAUCAAUCACACGUAUUGAUUUAAGUCUUAAAAGUUUACUAAGAGUUCUCUUCUUCCCACUAAAUGUGUCCAGAAUGACUCAAAAAGUGUGCAAAAUGACGCAAAACAUGUCCAAAACGUAUCCUAAAUUUCUCAAUUUUUGCCCAAAAUGAGAACAACUUCUUCCAAAUUAACCAAAAUUGUCAAAAGUGAUCAAAAUGUAGGUUAAAAACAAUGACCCUUUUUGUCUCUAACUUGUUCUGACCAACCACACAUGCUGAUAUUAUGAGCCUUGAAAGUUUACCCAGAAUGCACUUUUUAAACUUUUCUCUGGUGAAUUAUUAGAAAACAGAAACACAUCCAGGAUACCAAUGACCGUUUCUGGGACUCGGACAUUAAACUGCUGAAACUAGGACACAUCCCAUUAUAUUGAUGCUCAAAGUUGGUUUUAGAAUUGAUUGGAACGGUUUGGAGGCAGGUUGAACAAUUUUUAUAAAACGAGGGCAAUUCUGACCUAAGUUUUGACAUUUUUUGGUUCAUUCUUCACUCAUUUAAGGCAGGUCUUGAAUUAUUUUAGACAGUUUGAGUAAUUUUGGAAACAUUUCAAGGCAUUUAUACAAUCUUUGUAGCCUGGCCGCGCUAGACCCAGCUCUUAAGACACAAGGGUCUAGGACCACUCGACAGGGAGGGAGGCGGGCUAAAAGGUUGUCUUUCAAAUCACUCUGCAGCAGUUGGGUAGGUAUACAACCAAUCAACACAACAAAUAGGCUGACGUAGUUCCUAGAGUGCCGGCGGGUUGUGGCUAAGUCCCAUUAGCUUCCCAACCAGCGGAGCCAACUGGUAUAUUAAGGAUUUGCCAUAUCCCGUCGCCAUAAGUCCAAAUACGUCUUUCUUCUCAAUGAAACACUGCCGUCCUUUGUUUAUCUUUCAAGUUGAAUUUUAGCUUCAAAUCUUUAAGGGCUGUGGCCAAAGCCGAGUCGAAAGAUAACUGUUUAUUGUGCGCCUGUUGUUUCUGUCAGAAUCGUCGCGCCUCUGUCGUCACUUAGUUACGCCCGCCUUCUGACUCUACACUUCAUGGUGAUUCGUCUGGCCAGUUUUAGGAGCAUCCAACCUCGAGCCUUAUGGAGGGUAACUAGACCCACCCUGGCAGAGAAUUAAAUUCGUUGCCGUGGGUUGUCUAGCGCGGCUAGGCUACAAUCUUUGACUCACUUUGAACAAAAUUUUUAACUAUUUUGGACAAACUAAACAAACACAACCAAGACACCAAUGACUAUUUCUAGGACUCGCAGACAUUAAACUGCUGCAGUUUGACUGUUCAAACUAGGAUACAUCCCAUAAUAUUGAUGCUCAAAGUUGGUUACAGUAGCAAAAAAACAAACAAAACAGAUUUAGUCUUUAGAUUGAGAUGAUUGGUUUGGUUGCAGUUUUUAGCAGAACCGAAAUUUUCCAUGUCUAUUUUCUGAACUUUUGAAGUUCUGUGGCUCACAAAUGACAGAAAAAGUAAUUAAAAAGUGAGAAUUAUGUACUUCAGGGGCCUGUAACUCUGAAAAUAGUCACAGUAUAAGGGUAAAACUUUACAUGGGUUCCUUAAGUAUGCUAAAGGUGUUGCAGAUUAAAUAAAAUCAGCUGAUUCUAAGGGAGUCAGACGGGAAAUUUUUCAAUUUUUGCUUGAUUUGAUGACGCAAAUGUUUCUGGAAUCGCAUCCAAAAUAAGACACUACUGGAAGAAAGGCUCCGUGUAACAUCUGACGUGCAGUUUGAACAUAAAAUAAAGGAAUUUUUCUGUCAAAUCUCAGUGACUGCUGAUGUAAUUUGCCUUAUGGGAAACUGCUCUCUGGUCAUAUUCUUGGACUGAACCCUUACGAGCUGUGAAUAACAUUUUCUUCUUCUUCUCGGGUCCAAACACAUCGGUUCAGGUCUGGCUGCUGGUUCUGCACUGUCACCCGGCCUGUCAAGGUGACAGAACCUUCUCAGACUUCAAAAUCAAACACAUCUGCCUCCUCUAAAAUGGAAAGAAUUCCCGCAGCAUACACAGUAAAAUGAAAACGCCAAUAAAAGAAAAUGGAAAGAAUUCGAUGAAGUGUGACCACGAGGCCCCGCACAUUAUUUUUAACUGCCUCAGCACCUUCAUGUUCCAUUUCUCGGCUCCGUUUCUUCCAGCGCCGACCUUCGUAAAAGCUCCGACAUGGGAAGAAGGCUGAGCUCACACGUGUGACGCAUUCUUCAGACUCGUUAUGUUCGAGAUUCACGUGGAGUUAAAGCAGGAGAGCUGAAGAAGUCCGCCCAGUUAUCUCCUCCUUUACCCUUUAUCCUUGAGACCCAGCGAUGCAUUUAGUCCUCUGUAGGGGACAAUUUCAAAGUUUUAUUCAAAAAAACAAAACAAGACCGUAAGGAUAAAACCUGCUGCGUGGUGUAGAGGACAUCCUGAUUAGCUGGACUUCAUCCAACCAAACAUAAAAUCUGUGGAACACAUGGAACCAGGAUGAACUAUGGGAAGAAGGUGGAGACUUUAGUAGAUUUGAUGAAGUCAUGCAAAGUUUUACCUUCAUACUACAGAGAGGAGGGUCCAAAUUAAGAUUUUUAAAGGAUUUUAAAAUUAUUUAUGAGCCUCAGAACUUCAUUAGUUCAGCAGAUUAACACAUGACAUUUGAGUUCUGUUAAAAACUGAAUCCAUUUUGGGCGACUUCUGUGUCAUUUUCGAUUAAUUUCAAGUAAUUUUGGACAAUUUUCAAGACAAUUUGGACAAAUUGUUCCAAAAAAAGGAAACUGCACAAUUAAUGAGGCAAGUUGUUCAAGUUUAUGAUAGAUUUUGGACAAGUUUUGUUGUGAAAAAAGGCAUCGCUUUGUCAGAUUUACCUGAAAUGUUUAUUUACCGUUUUAUAGGAAUGGAGAACGCUUUGAAAAUUAAAAGGCAAACAGUUGGCAUUUUGUAAGUUUGAAAGUUAUUUUGGACUAAACGUGUGUUUUCAUAUGAAAUGCAAAGUUCUUCAGGUAACAGGAUUGAUGAAAGCAGAAAGUAUCUUGUUCAGGAUUGUGCAUUCGUUUUAAAAUGUCCUCUACACAGCAAAUCAGGCUUUUGUCUCUGUAGAUUGUUUGUUUUGUUUUUUAAAUUAAAGCUUUGAAACUGC
Molecule: messenger RNA, 6046 nt
Organism: Acanthochromis polyacanthus (spiny chromis)
Lineage: Eukaryota; Metazoa; Chordata; Actinopteri; Pomacentridae
Gene: ecm2
Product: extracellular matrix protein 2, female organ and adipocyte specific
Exons: 11
Coding region: 233-2497 (754 amino acids)
Biological process (GO): extracellular matrix organization; positive regulation of cell-substrate adhesion
Cellular component (GO): extracellular matrix
Molecular function (GO): protein binding; collagen V binding; heparin binding
Source: RefSeq, a predicted model, not a curated record